Hemisphaericaspora subhashii is the source of this 1602-nucleotide messenger RNA. It is a transcript of the gene SGA1, whose product is annotated as glucan 1,4-alpha-glucosidase. The record is from RefSeq and is a predicted model, not a curated record. The transcript has a single exon. Gene Ontology annotation, biological process: polysaccharide metabolic process. Gene Ontology annotation, molecular function: glucan 1,4-alpha-glucosidase activity. NCBI's taxonomy places the organism in Eukaryota, Fungi, Ascomycota, Pichiomycetes, Serinales, Debaryomycetaceae. The coding region runs from base 1 to 1602 and encodes 533 amino acids. Gene Ontology annotation, cellular component: fungal-type vacuole.
AUGAAGCUAUCAAAUAUUCUUAUAUACACAUUUGCAUUUUCCCAAUGUUCCAGUACUAUCCUCCCUCAGAGGAUAUUCCAACUAUCUCCAUCUACAACAUCAUACAGCCAUUCCCUUUUUGAUGACCUCAUCUCACUUUUCUACCCUUCAGGCACGCAACAGGAUGAUUUUGAAGCCUGGUUAGUUCAGGAAAAGAUUAUUAGUUUCGAAGGAAUAUUUAACAAUAUUGGUGGUUUAAGUAAAAUUCUCGACCCUACCAUAGUAGAAAAGGGAAUAGUAAUAGCAAGUCCAUCCACUUCAUACCCAAAUUAUUUCUAUCAAUGGAUAAGAGAUCUGGCUAUUACCAUAAAGACAUUAUUGUGCCAUUUAAAUGAUAUGACGCAAGAUGAAUUUGAACAACAAGGUCAAUUGCUUGAUGUUAUAGAGAGUUUUAUCGAAAAUAAUUAUCAAUUGCAGAGAUUAGAUAACUUGUCAGGAACCUUUGCAGAUAAAUCAGGCUUAGGAGAACCUAAAUUUAAUGUUGAUAAUACUGUCUUCAAUGAAAGUUGGGGUAGACCACAGAGGGAUGGUCCUGGGUUAAGAUCAAGUACAAUUAUGUACUAUCUUAAAUUAAUAGAUAAAUUCGAUGCCCCUAUCCAAUCCCAAAUUUUGAAAAAUCAAAAAUUCAUUUAUUUCAAGGUAAUAAGGCCUGAUUUGAUGUAUAUUGUACAAAAUUGGCAGAAACCAGGAUUUGAUCUUUGGGAAGAAAUAAAUUCCAUCCAUUUCUUCACUUCUAUUACUCAGCUCAAGGCCAUUAAAGACGGUAUAGAAUUUGCCGCAAAAUACAAAGACUACGAACUCCAAGAUCAGCUUAUCACGGCAUUUCAACAACUCAAGCUGGCAAUUGAAUCUCAACAACAAUUCGGUUUCACAUCGUCAGUUAUCUCCCACAUUAUAGAAUGCCCCAAUUUGUAUAAGAUUGGUCACAGAUCCGGUCUUGAUGCUGCUACACUCCUUGGUUCCAUACAUUCUCACGACGACUACCAAUCUGAUAGCUCCAUGAUUCCGUUCGACAUAGAUAACCCAUACGUCAUAAACACGUUAGUUGCCAUGGUGAAUGAUAUGAAGUUUAGAUAUCCAAUCAACCACAACAAAAUCGGUUUUCUUGGAGUAGGUGUGGGUAUUGGUCGUUACCCAGAAGAUAUUUACGAUGGUGUUCAUACUAGUGAAGGUAAUCCGUGGUUUAUAUCCACUGCCACGGCUCUGGAGUUUGUCUAUAGACUUAUUCACAAAUGCAUCACUCUUCGUCAAGAUAUUGUCAUCACAGCGGCCAAUCGUGGUUUCUUCAGUCAAUUUAUAUCAAUAGAUGAGGAGCCGAACGAUGGCAAUGCCGUGGUUAUUGAAUUUAAUUCGGUCAUGUAUCGGACAUUAAUGCUGCAAUUGGCUCUGUAUGCAGAUUCAUUCCUUUCUGUGAUAAAGACUCAUGUGGAUGGUGAAGGGAGAAUGUCGGAGCAGUUUAAUAAGUAUACCGGAUAUAUGCAAGGAGCCAAAGAGUUGACGUGGAGUUAUAGUGCAUUUUGGAAUGCCGUUAGAUGGAGAGAAAGGACUUUGCAGGUGAUGUGA